UCUUUCCUACCCUGAUGAUGGCUGUAUUUCUGCUCCACUACCUGUGAUCUGAGGAAAAAAAAAAAAAAAAAAAAAAAAAAACUCGUCUGCAUUUCAGCGGGUAGUUAAGGUCAAACUAACAAACCCAAGGCAAGAUGACCACAGACACGCAAGCCCAAAGCGUAGCCUCCAGGAUAAUGACAUUCACCCCCUCUAAAGAGGAGUUCAAGGACUUCAGCCGCUACAUUGCCUAUAUGGAGUCACAAGGAGCACACAAAGCUGGAAUGGCAAAAGUUAUUCCCCCUAAAGGCUGGAAACCUAGACGGACCUAUGAUGAUAUUGAUGACCUGGUGAUUCCAGCACCCAUUCAGCAGGUGGUAACCGGCCAGUCAGGACUGUUCACACAGUACAACAUCCAGAAGAAACCAAUGACCGUCCAUGAGUUCCGCAAGACCUCCAACAUGGACAAGUUCUGCAAUCCACGAUAUGUGGAUUUUGACGAGCUGGAGAGGAAGUUUUGGAAGAACCUGACCUUCAACCCACCUCUUUAUGGGGCUGAUGUCAGUGGAACACUGUACGAUCCAGAUGUGACUGAAUGGAACAUUGGCCAUCUCAACACCAUUCUGGAUACUGUGGAGAAUGAGAGUGGGAUCAAGAUCAAAGGAGUCAACACACCAUACCUGUAUUUUGGGAUGUGGAAGAGUGCCUUUGCGUGGCACACUGAGGACAUGGAUCUAUACAGCAUCAACUACCUGCAUUUUGGAGAGCCAAAGUCCUGGUAUGUUGUCCCACCAGAGCAUGGGAAAAGACUGGAACGACUUGCCAAGGGUUUCUUCCCAGGAAAUGCUCAGAGCUGUGAAGCCUUCCUGCGCCACAAGAUGACUCUAAUUUCACCCUCAAUCCUGAAAAAAUAUGGCAUACCAUUUGAGAAGGUCACUCAGGAGGCUGGGCAGUUCAUUGUAACGUUCCCAUUUGGCUAUCAUGCUGGUUUCAACCACGGCUUCAACUGUGCUGAGUCCACCAACUUUGCCACCGAGCGAUGGAUUGAUUACGGCAAACAGGCAACACUGUGUUCGUGCCGUCAGGACAUGGUGAAGAUCUCCAUGGAUGUGUUUGUACGCAAGUUUCAGCCCAACCGUUAUAAGUUAUGGAAGGCAGGGAAAGACAACGCUCCGAUCGACCACACCAAACCCACACCAGAGGCUGAUGAGUUUCUGAAAGAAGACAAGACUGAGACUUCAAAAGACAGUGAAGCUGGAUCUGAGAAUCCCACUGCGCCCAUGCAGGAGGGCAAAAGUCCGAAGCCUCAGACUGGGACAAAGCGUCAGCUUGAAGCUGUUGAAGAUGUCAAACCUGAGCUGAUUCUGAAGGAGACUGAGGAGGUGGAGCCAAAGAGGGCCAAGCUGUCACGCAGAGAGUCUCCAACUAAUGUCCCUGUCAAGCCAGAUAAAGACACGGUGAACGUCAAGCUGGAGCCUAAGAAGGAGAAAGACACCAAGCCACAGUCUAAAUCCCAGUCCAAAGCAAGCACUAAGAAAACUUCAAACAGACGAAGCCCGUCAAAAAAAGAGAAGAGCAGCGUAUCGGCUGCAGACGCCUGUCCUCCUGAGCCUGUCGACAGCCAGGUGCUGGUUCUGUGCGCUGAGGAGGCAUGUGGCAGUGAGGAGCCUCAGCUGGGCAGCAGCUGCAGCCCAGCACACAAAUUAUUUCAAAGGACGCUGAGCCCCGCAGACGUCCUGCACGUCCACAGUUAUGCCAAAGGAGACUACGGAGAGGGAGAAGCCCCACCCAAGGAGGAGAAGAGGAGUGAGGGUAGUGACAAUGAGAUGCAGAAAGACAACAGACUUGUUAGCAAAGCGCAGAUGGCAGAAGAGGUGGCUCAAGAUGGAGAGCCAGAGAGCGAUCUAGGACAGCUGCCAGGCCACCAUCCACUCAUAAAGGAUGGCAUGAGUGAUGACGAGGCUCCAGAGAAGGCCCCCCCAGUAGAGGAGGGCGGUCUGGAGGGGGAGAGCUGGGCCAAACCUCUGGCUCACCUGUGGCAGAGCAGACCUCCCAACCUGAAGAAAGAGAGGGAGUACAACCAGCGCAUGGGCUCCAAGCCUCCAUACUGCUCCAUCUGCAUGUUGUUCCACACAUACCAGCAGACUGAAUGUGCGAACAGUGUAGACAGUCCUGUCGUGGUGCCUGGUGGGAGGAUGCGGACCAAACCUCUGAUCCCAGAGAUGUGUUUCACCACCACCACAGACGAGGACUCUGAGUGUGAGCAACAGCCUGUCACACCUCAUCUAGAGGAAGAUGGAACCAGCCUCCUCAUCAGCUGCUCUCAGUGCAGCGUCCGGGUCCACACCAGCUGUUAUGGUGUGGAUCCAGCCAGUGUGAGCAAGGAGUGGAAAUGUGCGCGCUGCAAGGUCAACGCCAUGACUGAGAAUUGCUGCUUGUGUUCACUGAGAGGUGGAGCCUUGCAGAAAGCCAACAACAACAAGUGGGUACAUGUACUAUGUGCAGUGGCUGUACUGGAGGCGCGCUUUGUCAACAUCACUGAGAGAAGUCCUGUGGAUUUAAGUGGUAUCCCUUUGCAGAGAUUUAAAUUGAAAUGUUACUACUGUAAGAAGCGGAUGAAGAAGGCAUCUGGCUGCUGCGUGCAGUGCUCUCAUGGCCGCUGUCCCACUGCCUACCACCCCACCUGUGCACAGGCUGCUGGAGUACUCAUGCAGCCGGAUGAAUGGCCCUUUGUGGUCCAUGUUACUUGCUGUCGACACAAAGGACCCACUCAGAUUGAGCGCAAUAAAGCAGCCAUGCAUGAGCUGACUGUGGGACAGAAGGUGAUAUGCAAGCACAAGAAUGGCCGCUACUACCAGUGUGAUGUGGUGCAGCUAUCUAAAGAAACAUUCUAUGAAGUCAACUUUGAUGAUGGUUCCUUCAGCGACAAUCUCUUCCCUGAAGACAUUGUGAGCCGAGACUGUGCUCAGCUUGGACCCCCACCCCAGGGUGAAGUGGUUCAGGUGCGAUGGACAGAUGGCCUAGUGUAUGGGGCCAAAUUUGUGGCAGCUCAUGUCAUCCAAAUGUACCUGGUGGAAUUUGAGGAUGGGUCGCAGCUAACAGCCAAGAGAGAUGAUGUCUACACUCUGGAUGAGGAACUCCCUAAAAGAGUCAAGUCCAGACUGUCUAAAGCUUCAGACAUGAGAUUUGAUGGGAUCUUUGAAGAGAAGGAGAUCAUCCAGGAGUCAAAGAGACAGAGAGUGAUCAACUCGCGUUACAGGGGGGACUACAUAGAGCCUGUGAUUUACAGAGCCAUCAUGGAGUAACCCUCGGUCCCUGUCUGCUCACCCACACACCACCAGCACUGACAGACUGAACUGUGCUCACUGUACCCUAACUUUGCAGCUAGCCACCGAGAGAGUGUAGCUCCAGGUGACUUCCUUCAAGAUCUGCUUUGGACUGUUCUCUGUUUUUUAAUUCUCAUUCAUCCAUCUUUGUUUAGUCAAAGAGAAUUCUGUUUGCUUUGAUUGUUUGACUGUGAUUAAGGCGACAGCAGGAUUUUUUUUUAUUUUACUUUUUCCAUAGGACUCCACACACGGUGCAGUAAGCUGACGUACAGCCCCGGCAGUAUGUAACAGUAGGAAGCAAUAUAAAAACGGCAUAUGGCAUUCAAUAAAGUAGCAUUUUGUCGAGGCACCGCUAAAAAAAGACAAAGCAGGUGUUAAACUUCAUGUGAAAUGUACUUAACACAGCUUUACUAAACAUUUCAGUGAACUCUACCACUUCAGUGUUUACCUAAGUUUAAAGGAUAAUAUCAGUAUCAUUUUAUUUCUUUCCUUCUGCCAUCAGUGCCUAUGAUAUGGAACCCGACAGGUAAAAGUUUUAAUUCAUUUCUACCCUCAUAUUUAGAAUUUCUAAAUGACUAAAUUGUGCCCUCAAAUGGCAGAAUUAAUUCUGUCAAAUUAACACCCUUUGUAGCAAGUAUUCCUUUUGUUCUUGUCACCUCCACACUCUUUAAUUUAACUAAUUUGUGUGCCCAAAUUAUUAAUUUGAGGCUGUGAUUUAGUAAAUUAUCAAAAGUGUUUAAGUUUAGCAGUAUCAGUUAAUCUGCCAAUUAUUUGCUCAAUUAAUCAACUAAUGAUUUUGUCUGUACAAUGUCAUGUUAGUGAAAAUGCUCAUCAAAAUU
This is a messenger RNA of Xiphias gladius (swordfish), 4144 nucleotides long. RefSeq names its product lysine (K)-specific demethylase 4A, genome duplicate a (gene kdm4aa). The transcript has 22 exons. Gene Ontology annotation, biological process: chromatin remodeling. Gene Ontology annotation, molecular function: histone H3K36 demethylase activity; histone H3K9 demethylase activity. NCBI's taxonomy places the organism in Eukaryota, Metazoa, Chordata, Actinopteri, Istiophoriformes, Xiphiidae. Bases 135 to 3284 code for a protein of 1049 amino acids. Gene Ontology annotation, cellular component: nucleus. The record is from RefSeq and is a predicted model, not a curated record.